AUGGUUGCCGUGGCGGCGCAGGGCCCGAUCCGCGCCGACGCCGUGCCGGCUGCGGCGGCGGCGGAUGCGGCGGGCAAGGCCAGGGAGGACGAGGUGCGGGAGUACAAGAGCGACGUCAGGAAGCUGGAGGAGCUCUUCAAGAAGCUCAACCCCUCGGCCGCCGAGUUCGUGCCGCUCUCGCGCCGCCAGGCAGGCGGCGACGGCAACCGCAGGCUCUCCGCCGACGCGCCCGUCUUCGUCGCCCCCGCCCCCGCCCCCGCCGCCGCCGCGAUCGACUACUACGCGCCGCACCACCCGUUCCACCACCACCCCCAGCAGCAGAUGCACGUGCUGCAGCUCGUCGGCGGCGCCGGGGGUGGGGGCGGCGGCAGGGACUCCAGCAGCGACGGAUCCGCCAGCGGCCAGCCGAAUCGACGGAGAAGGAAUGGCUUCAACCAGGGAAGGCGGAGGAUGGGUGUCCGCCCACGGCGAUCUGAUAGGGAGGACAGUGUGCGGCGAACUGUCUAUGUCUCUGACAUCGAUCAGCAUGUCACUGAACAGAAGCUUGCUGAAGUUUUCUCAAACUGUGGUCAGGUUGUAGAUUGUCGUAUCUGUGGUGAUCCAAAUUCGGUGAUGCGUUUUGCCUUUAUCGAGUUUGCUGAUGACGUUGGUGCAAGAGCAGCUCUAUCACUUGGUGGAACCAUUCUUGGUUUUUAUCCUGUCAGAGUUCUGCCAUCGAAGACUGCGAUUUUGCCUGUGAACCCUAAAUUUCUUCCCCGAACUGAGGAUGAGAAAGAAAUGGUAUCUAGGACUGUGUACUGUACUAACAUUGAUAAAAAUGUUCCGGAAGAGGUUGUGAAGAAAUUUUUUGAGGGAAUUUGUGGUGAGGUUGCUCGACUGAGGCUGCUCGGUGAUUAUGUGCACGCGACAUGCAUCGCCUUUGUUGAGUUUGUUCAGGCAGAAGGUGCUAUUAUGGCCCUGAACUGCAGUGGCAUGCUUCUUGGCUCGCUUCCUGUCAGGGUGAGCCCAUCAAAGACACCAGUCCGUCCCCGUUCGCCUCGUGAGAUGUUGCACUAAAUCUGCUUCUUGUCUGAAGCUGGCGUCCAGGGCAGCAAUUCUGGGCAACAAACCCCUAGUCGUGGCCUUAGAGACUGUCUCGUCCCGGAUCAGUAACUGUCCUUGAAGAGAGUGUUACCCUUUUGGUUAUCUAGGCUAGUAGAAGGCCCUUCCUCGCAGAUGUUUCUUGGAUCAAAUGAGAGACCCAUCUGUAUGUUCUUUGCUGGGAGCUCUAUUUUUACUUUCUUUUUUGUUAUAUCCUUAUUAAUCCGUUUGUUAAUUAUGGAUGGAUGCUGUAGCAGCCUUCGACAGGCAUUGGAACAAUAAUGUCUAUGGCUUGUCCUAUUUGACUUGCUCUGUGAA
Molecule: messenger RNA, 1398 nt
Organism: Lolium rigidum
Lineage: Eukaryota; Viridiplantae; Streptophyta; Magnoliopsida; Poales; Poaceae
Product: polyadenylate-binding protein-interacting protein 8-like
Exons: 10
Coding region: 1-1056 (351 amino acids)
Molecular function (GO): RNA binding
Source: RefSeq, a predicted model, not a curated record